Sorex fumeus (smoky shrew) is the source of this 2069-nucleotide messenger RNA. RefSeq names its product lysyl-tRNA synthetase 1 (gene KARS1). The coding region runs from base 176 to 2044 and encodes 622 amino acids. Gene Ontology annotation, molecular function: ATP binding; lysine-tRNA ligase activity; tRNA binding. Gene Ontology annotation, biological process: diadenosine tetraphosphate biosynthetic process; basophil activation involved in immune response; lysyl-tRNA aminoacylation. The record is from RefSeq and is a predicted model, not a curated record. Lineage: Eukaryota; Metazoa; Chordata; Mammalia; Eulipotyphla; Soricidae. Gene Ontology annotation, cellular component: aminoacyl-tRNA synthetase multienzyme complex; cytosol; nucleus. The transcript has 15 exons.
CGGAUCCGGGGCGGGGCCGCGCGCCGUGACCUGGAAACUGCGGGCCGGACCUCACUCCUUUCAGGUCGGGCCCGCGGGGAAGAUGGCAGCGGUGCAGGCGGAGGCCGCCAAAGUGGACGGCGGCGAACCCAAGCUGAGCAAAAAGUGGUGGUAAUUAGCUCCAGGGUGUUCUGCCAUGUUGACGCAAGCGGCUGUCAGGCUUGUUAGGGGGUCCCUGCGCCAACCCUCCUGGGCACAGUGGGGGCAGAGGGAGCUGCGACUGUGUCAACUUGCUCCUUUCACAGCGAGUCACAAGGACAAGCCACUUUCUGAUAAAAGAAGUGAGCUGAAGCGACGCUUAAAAGCUGAGAAGAAAGUAGCGGAGAAGGAGGCCAAGCAGAAGGAGCUCAGUGAGAAACAGCUGGGCCAGGCUGCCGCCACCAACCACACCGCUGACAAUGGUGUGGGUGCUGAGGAGGAGAGCCUGGACCCCAACCAAUACUACAAGAUCCGCAGUCAAGCAGUCCACCAGCUGAAGGUCAGUGGGGAAGACCCUUACCCACACAAGUUCCAUGUAGAUGUCUCGCUCACUCACUUCAUCCAGGAAUACAGUCACCUGCAGCCUGGAGACCACCUGACAGACAUCACCUUGAGGGUGGCAGGUAGAAUCCAUGCCAAAAGAGCUUCCGGGGGAAAGCUCAUCUUCUAUGAUCUUCGAGGAGAGGGUGUGAAAUUGCAAGUCAUGGCCAAUUCCAGGAAUUAUAAAUCAGAAGAAGAAUUUGUUCGUAUCAAUAACAAGCUUCGUCGGGGUGACAUAAUUGGAGUUCAGGGGAAUCCUGGGAAAACCAAGAAGGGUGAGCUGAGCAUCAUCCCCUACGAAAUCACUCUGCUGUCGCCUUGCUUGCAUAUGUUGCCGCAUCUUCACUUUGGCCUCAAAGACAAGGAAACCCGGUAUCGACAGAGGUACUUGGAUCUGAUCCUGAAUGACUUCGUGAGGCAGAAGUUUAUCAUCCGCUCCAAGAUCAUCACGUAUAUAAGAAGUUUCUUGGAUGAGUUGGGAUUCCUAGAGAUCGAAACACCCAUGAUGAACAUCAUCCCAGGAGGAGCUGUCGCCAAGCCUUUUAUCACCUACCACAAUGAACUGGACAUGAAUCUGUAUAUGAGAAUUGCUCCAGAACUCUACCACAAGAUGCUGGUGGUAGGUGGCAUCGACCGGGUUUAUGAGAUCGGACGUCAGUUCCGGAAUGAAGGCAUUGACUUGACACACAAUCCCGAGUUCACCACGUGUGAGUUCUACAUGGCCUACGCAGACUACCACGACCUCAUGGAGAUCACGGAGAAGAUGGUUUCAGGGAUGGUAAAGCACAUAACGGGCAGUUACAAGGUCAUCUACCAUCCGGACGGCCCCGAAGGCCAAGCCUGUGAGAUAGACUUCACCCCACCCUUCCGGAGAAUCAGCAUGGUCGAAGAGCUGGAGAAGGCCUUGGGCGUGAAGCUCCCAGAAACGAAACUGUUUGACACUGAAGAGACUCGGAAGAUCCUGGAUGACAUCUGUGUGGCCAAAGAAGUGGAGUGCCCACCGCCUCGUACCACAGCCAGACUCCUAGAUAAGCUGGUUGGGGAGUUCCUGGAAGUGACCUGCAUCAACCCGACAUUCAUCUGUGACCACCCGCAGAUAAUGAGCCCGUUGGCAAAGUGGCAUCGUUCCAAAGAGGGCCUGACGGAGCGCUUUGAGCUGUUCGUCAUGAAGAAGGAAAUAUGCAACGCCUACACCGAGCUCAACGACCCCGUGCGGCAGCGGCAGCUCUUUGAGGAACAAGCCAAGGCCAAGGCUGCUGGUGACGACGAGGCCAUGUUCAUAGACGAGAACUUCUGCACCGCGCUGGAGUACGGGCUGCCGCCCACGGCCGGCUGGGGCAUGGGCAUCGACCGCGUCACCAUGUUUCUCACCGACUCCAACAACAUCAAGGAAGUACUUCUGUUUCCUGCCAUGAAACCAGAAGACAAGAAGGAAAACGCAGCCUCUGACGCAGUGGAAAACACAGCAGCUGGCACUUCUGUCUAGAAAAUAAAAACUACAGGUUCUUUAA